Messenger RNA from Raphanus sativus (radish), 555 nucleotides. RefSeq lists its product as uncharacterized. The transcript is spliced from 4 exons. Lineage: Eukaryota; Viridiplantae; Streptophyta; Magnoliopsida; Brassicales; Brassicaceae. The record is from RefSeq and is a predicted model, not a curated record. The coding region runs from base 1 to 555 and encodes 184 amino acids.
AUGUCGAUGUCAUUAACAACUACAUGUGAUCACCUAACUGGGGAAGAGAGAAUAUAUUUGAGUUCAGAUAGUAUUGAUCCUGCUGAUACUAAAUCGAAAGAUGACUCUGUAUUCACACCUGACUUUCUUAAUAGUAUCAAAGCAUCUGGGUUACCUAAUCAUUCUUUACGGCUGAGGAUUGGUACACCAGUGAUGCUAUUGCGGAAUCUUAAUACUAACGAAGGUCUGUGUAACGGGACAAGGUUGCAAAUUACCCAACUGGGUAAUCAUCUCCUCGAAGCUAAGGUUAUUACAGGCACUAGAGCAGGUGAGAAGCCAGGGACAAACACUAGCGAAGUGGGUCUGUUUUUGCCUAGACCAGUGUUCUCGCAUGGCCAGUUGUAUGUAGCUGUCUCUCGAGUGAAGUCCAGGAAAGGGUUAAAGAUCUUAAUUACAGACAAAGAUGGGGCGUGCCCACAGAGUUCAACCAUGAAUGUUGUUUACAAGGAAGUUUUCCAGAAUUUGUUUGAAGAGAAAGACACACAAAGUUUAUUCUUCAAUGCUGUCAACAAAUAA